This is a messenger RNA of Pieris brassicae (large cabbage white), 1119 nucleotides long. RefSeq names its product serine protease inhibitor dipetalogastin-like. The transcript has 4 exons. The record is from RefSeq and is a predicted model, not a curated record. Bases 1 to 1119 code for a protein of 372 amino acids. Gene Ontology annotation, molecular function: protein binding. NCBI's taxonomy places the organism in Eukaryota, Metazoa, Arthropoda, Insecta, Lepidoptera, Pieridae.
AUGGCGCGUAAAAAACUUAUUGAUAUCGCGCUUGGGCCUCUAGUAACCACAAAAUAUGACGGAGAAUGUAAAAAAGAAGAGAGCUGUGUUUGUACGAAAAUAUACCAACCUGUUUGUGGUUCAGACGGAGAAACCUACAACAACGAGUGUCUUUUGAAAUGUAAGAACAAUGAAAAUAAAAACGAUACCUCAAUAAAAAUAUCAUAUGACGGAGAAUGUAAAAAGGAAAAGGCUUGUGUUUGUACUAAAAUUUACUUACCGAUUUGUGGAUCCGAUGGAAAAACGUAUAAUAAUGAGUGUUUGCUUAAAUGUUAUAAUGAAGAAAAUAACAAAGAUCCUACUGUUACUAGAGUAUAUGAAGGAGAGUGUAAAGAAGAAGAAUGCUUCUGCCCGCUUUAUGUGGACCCUGUUUGUGGAUCAGAUGGGAAUACUUACAAUAACAAGUGUGAACUAGCAUGUUAUAAUAUCAAAAAUAAAAAAGAUCAAGUAAUUAUUGCAUACUCAGGAGAAUGUAAAAAGGAAGUAGAUUGUCGGUGUUCUAAAAUCUAUGCACCAGUCUGUGGAUCGGAUGGAAAAACAUAUGCUAAUGAAUGCGAACUUAAAUGUUACAAUAUCGAAAAUAAUAAAGAUCUAGUUACUAUUGCAAACCCAGGAGAAUGUAAAAAGGAAGAAGGCUGUCUGUGUUCCAAAAUCUAUUCACCAGUCUGUGGGUCGGAUGGAAAAACAUAUGCUAAUGAAUGCGAACUAAAAUGUUACAGUAUCGAAAAUACUAAAAAUCCAGUUACUAUUGCCUACCCAGCAGAAUGUAAAAAAGAAGACGGCUGUCUGUGUUCUAAAAUCUAUUCACCAGUCUGUGGGUCGGAUGGAAAAACAUAUGCUAAUGAAUGUGAAGUAAAAUGUUACAAUACUGAAAAUAAAAAAGAUAUUAAAGUAUAUAUAUCUUAUGAAGAGUGUGAAAAUAAACAGAUUGAAGAAUCUGGCCUAACACCAAUUGAAAUUGUUAAGAAAGGGAUGGACUCCUACCAAAUUAUUAUAAUUCGUAUCGAUUCUCUUACGGGGAAAAUGGAUACGAUGAUUAUUCACACCCCAGAUAUAAACGCGAUGAAUAUGAAGGAAUAG